UUGCAUGUUGUCAUAAAUAUGUUGCAUGUCUACAUAAUUAUGUUGUAUGUUAACAUAAUUUAUCUUGCAUGUAGGGGGCAGAAAUAUGCCACCAUAUUCUCCAGAAUACGUAAAGAACAUAAAUGCAUAUACUUAAUCAGACUUUUAUGUUUCCGAGAAUUUUAUAAUUCAAUGAUAUAAACCAUUGUAAGUAUUUACUUCCCUCUGGUUUUGAAUGAAGAGCAUAAUUAUGUUUCUGAUUACAUUUAAGUUAAUUAGAAAAAGUAUUAGUGCAAGUUUAAGCAUUAAGGAAGUAAAGUAUAUGUAUAUAUAUAUAUAAGAUUCAACAAUCCCUGUUUUAAUACAAACACUUCUGUCAAGCAUUGCAGUAAUCUACAUCUUCUACAAGCUUUAAGUGGAAAGUAGGGUGAAAAUAGGGGACGCUAACUGGAUCUCACUUUAUCUCUGUCAUAUCGUAACAUAUCAAGCUACAAAAGAGAAAUCGGGAAGCAAAAUGACCAUAAAGGUAUUUUUCAUCUAUGUUCCUGUAUUUCUUCACCUACUGAAAACCAUAUCAGCGAUUACUACCUCCUGUGGUCUUGGAUUGUGUUUGUGUGAUCAUAAAGCUCAUUCAGCUAUAUGCAGACCCGCAAAAAAGAAGCAACCAUUACAGUUUCUUCCUAGACUUCCACGCAACACAUCAGAUGUAACAAUUCGGUAUUUCACUCGUCAAAAUUUAUCAGCAUCAGAUCUCAUAAAUAUAACAAGUCUCCCAUUAAAAACUUUAAGGCUUGAACACUUGAAUUUGGAAUACUUGGAGUCAGGACUUUUCCAAUAUUUUGAAAAACUCACUACAUUAGAAAUAUCUCACAAUAAAAAACUUUCAUCCCAGAUUCUACGAGAUUCUUUCCGAAAUAUGACGUCAUCCCUACAGGUUCUUCUUUUGACUUCUAAUAAUUGGAAGAAACUCGUACCUGAUACUUUUAGGUAUGUUUCACAUACGAGCCUGAGAACAUUAGUUUUGGCGCGAAAUCAGUUGUUGAACUUCACUACCGAAGUGCUUCGAGACCUCAAUUUAACAGCUUUAGAUUUAUCAUUUUCUUAUUUUAAAGAUUUAAUUGUUUGCCAGGGUGACAUAGGAGGGAUUCCAAACUUGAAACGCCUACAGCUUCAAUCAACAAAGCUGAGGAAUAUUCCAAAUUGUACAUUAGAAUGUCUUCCAGACCUUCGAAUACUGAAUCUACAAAACACGAAACUUGGAAAAUUUCCCAAGUUGUGUUUUGAUACUCGAAAAGUCACCAACAGACUGGAGGAAUUAAAUCUUAUAAACAUUGGUAUAAUAGGAAAUAUACCAGAGGAACGUUUCCAAUGCCUUAAGAGCCUUAAAAAGUUAAACCUUAACAAUAAUAAAAUUACUAGUAUUCCGAGGUUUUGCAAUCCAGAGGGAAAAAGCAACGUUCCAGGUCUAGAAGAUUUUCGACUUCAGUAUUCUCUUCUAUCAAGACUAAGUAAUAACUCGUUUAGUUGCCUUCCUGCUCUUCGCAUAUUAGAUCUCAGGAAUAAUAUUAUGAAAGAUAUUCCAAAUUUUUGUAGUGAAAAACACCAAAGUUUUACCCCAAAUCUAACGACCCUUUAUCUCUCAAAUACAAGCAUAAUAACAUUGAAAGGUUAUCAAUUUCAAUGCCUCCCACGACUAAGAAAAUUAGACCUCCGUUUUAACUACUUUUCAGAAAUGCCAGUGUUUUGUAAUACAUCAAGGCAAAGUUUACACCCAAAUCUGAGAGAGUUGUAUUUGUCAAAUACAAAAUUGAAAUAUUUAUUUAAAAAAAACUUUCUUUGUCUGCAGUCUCUUCAAACCCUGGAUCUGAGCCAUACCGAAUUAUAUCAACUUUCCAAUAACAUAUUUAGUCCUCUUAAAUCUCUUAAGAAGUUAAAAAUAGGGUAUGUGAAAAGUCUUAAAAUAAUUUUUAAAUAUGCAUUUAACAUAUCCAGCUUACUUACGAUGAAGUUUAUCUAUAAUGAUUUUGACUUCGAGGGUAAUAAAAAAUAUUACCCUGAACACAUGUUUAAAUGGUGCCCGAAUGUGACGACGCUAUACCUCAAUGGAAAUCAUUGUCCAACAGGGUCGCUAGGAAACGUGCUACUAAAACCCUUACAUAAAUUAGCAGCUCUAUUCCUGGAAGAGAAUAGAAUGGACACCAUUCACGAAGACACUUUCAGAUCGAUGAAGUCUUUGAAAAGAAUUUCUUUAAAGCAGAAUAAACUUAUCGGAUGGAAAGACACUGUUUUUGAAAACCUCACAAAAUUGAUUCAUUUGGAUCUAGCAUUAAAUCGGAUUGCAGUGUUUAACCAAACGUCAAUUCCUCCGUAUAUCAUUAAUAAUUUAGAGACGUUCAGUCUCGCAUUCAAUCCUUUUGACUGUGGAUGCGACAUGAUUUGGUUUAGAAAUUGGUUACAGAAAACAAAUGUAACCCUUCUGAAUUUCCCAGAGAAAUACACAUGUCAAACGCCCGGAAACAUGCUUCGUAAAUCGAUAUUAUCACUUACCCUUACAGAAGAAGAUUGUAAAGAGAAAAAUCCUUGGCUAAUUCCACUUAUAUCUAUGUCAGUAUGUGCUUUUGUGUUGGUGUCAAGUUCCAUUAUUAUUGCCGUGCAGUUGCCAAGUAUUAGAAACCUAGUUUAUUAUUAUCGUUUAAAACGGAUGGGAUAUGUUAAACUUCUGAAUGAACAGGAAUUCAAGUAUGAUGCUUAUGUCGUAUACUGUGAUGCAGAUGAGAGCUGGGUUUUCCAAAAACUGGUUCCAAAACUUGAAUCUGAGGAACUUCGAUUGUGUCUUCCUGAUAGAGAAUUCGAAGUUGGGGCUGAUAAAUGUGGCCAAAUAGAGGAAGCAUUUAAAAACAGUAAGAAAGUCCUGGUGGUUUUGUCAAAUGAGUUUGCAAAAAGUGAAUGGUGCCUUUGGCAGACUAAUCUAGUUGAGGAAAGACUAAGACAAAAAGGCGAGACAUCAGUCGUGUUUUUGCUUUAUAAAAGCAUCAAUAGUAACAAUAUGAUUUCUUCGCUUCACCGAACCUUUAAAAAGAGAUCUGUUGUAACUUGGUACGAAGGUGGUACCCGUGAAGCAGUAUUCUGGAAGGUUGUGGUGCUGGCGUUAGAGACACCACUAGGAGAACCACCGGUAUCGGUUGUAAAUGGUUAAAAAAAAAACAAAAAGUGCAGCUACUACUUCAUAUAA
Saccostrea cuccullata (small rock oyster) is the source of this 3211-nucleotide messenger RNA. Its product is annotated as toll-like receptor 13. The record is from RefSeq and is a predicted model, not a curated record. The transcript is spliced from 3 exons. The coding region runs from base 494 to 3175 and encodes 893 amino acids. Gene Ontology annotation, biological process: toll-like receptor signaling pathway; immune response; inflammatory response. Gene Ontology annotation, cellular component: plasma membrane. Lineage: Eukaryota; Metazoa; Mollusca; Bivalvia; Ostreida; Ostreidae. Gene Ontology annotation, molecular function: protein binding; transmembrane signaling receptor activity.